AUGGCUGCAAUUGGAGGCGGGAGCGGCGACAUUGAAGAACUACUGAAGCAAAUUACAAACCAUCCAGGUGUUCAGGGUAUAAUCAUCGUCAACACGGAUGGAAUCCCUAUUCGUCACACGUUUCAAGAGCACUCACGGCUCCUCGCAGUGCAGUACAGUGCAUUGUUCCAAAGUUUAGCCAUGAAAGCCCGAAAUGCUGUGCUUGAAAUAGAUAACAACAAUGAACUUCUCUUCCUUCGCGUUCGGACGAAAAAACAUGAAGUACUCGUCGCACCCGACACGAAAUAUCUCCUGAUUGUCAUUCAGCAGGUGGAGAGUGGAGAUGCUGUCCCCAAUGCAAAUGGUGUUAGUGCGUAG
Molecule: messenger RNA, 357 nt
Organism: Trypanosoma brucei brucei TREU927
Lineage: Eukaryota; Euglenozoa; Kinetoplastea; Trypanosomatida; Trypanosomatidae
Product: dynein light chain 2B cytoplasmic
Exons: 1
Coding region: 1-357 (118 amino acids)
Biological process (GO): microtubule-based movement
Cellular component (GO): cytoplasm; cytoplasmic dynein complex
Molecular function (GO): dynein intermediate chain binding
Source: RefSeq, a predicted model, not a curated record